Lodderomyces pseudojiufengensis is the source of this 3561-nucleotide messenger RNA. RefSeq lists its product as uncharacterized. Bases 1 to 3561 code for a protein of 1186 amino acids. The record is from RefSeq and is a predicted model, not a curated record. Lineage: Eukaryota; Fungi; Ascomycota; Pichiomycetes; Serinales; Debaryomycetaceae. The transcript has a single exon.
AUGGAAGCAUUUCGUAGAAUUCAAAAUAUAAGUAAUAAUAAAGGUAUACCAGAAUUUAAUGAAGAUGCAGGAGCAGAUAUUGGUGAAUUAACAAGUGGUGCAAAUUUGUCAUUUGAUGAUAUAACUCAUAUAAGAAAUAAAGGAAUUUAUAAUUCUAGUUCAAAUUUAGAUACUGCUCCAAUAAUACCUACUUUAGGAAGUUUAGGAAGUGCUUCAUCUUUCAAUAAUGUAGAUCCAUUAAAAUUAAAUAAUGUUCAAUAUAGAAAACAAAUGAAUCAACAAAAAAAAUUGGCCAUGUUAACAGGAGCAAGAGCAAAUUCUUUAGCAGCAAAUGGUGGUAAUAAUCCAAUGUUUCAAGGUGGAAAUAAUAACUUAAGAGCAAAUUCAUUAGCUACUGGAGUUGGAAAUCCAAUGCUUUAUAAUAGUAGUAAUAAUAGUGCUAGUAGUAUGAAUAAUCCAAGAGCUAAUUCUUUAGCAACAAAUAUGGGUAAUCCAAUGAUGCAACAAUCACUACCACCACAACAAUAUAUGCCAAAUCAACAACAAUAUCAAUUUUCACAACAAGACAUGGGAUUGGAACCAAGGACACAGUCAAUGGUUGGAAACAAUGCAAGAAAUAAUAUGCAAAUGCAAGGUGGAUAUCCUAGGACACAAUCAUUAAAUCCUCAGGCCCCGGUUAAUAUGAAUUAUAAUCAACAACAACAAAAUCCGCAAUUUCAACAUAGACAACAACCCCCCUUGAAUCCAAAUCAAACCAAUUACAAUCAAAAUCAAAUGCAAAAUGGAGCUCCAAGAACAAUGUCUUUGAUGGGAUCAGGUCAAGGAAUGAUACCGGGUAAUCAAGCAUAUCCAAGAACUAAAUCCCUUGGUGGAGUUGCUACUAUGAAUCAAUUUCAACAACAACGUCAACAAGCAGUCCAACCUCAAAAUCAAAAUUAUCCUCAAAACCCUCAAUUUACUCAAAGACAGCAACCUCUUUAUAAUCAAGGUAAUCCUCAAAACUCGAACCAUCAAAUGCUACAUCAAAAUCAAUCAUAUUUUCCUAAUCAACAAUAUCCGUCAAGUCAAACAAAUCAACAACAAUUUCAACAACCACAGCAAUCCCGACAAAUGCAUCCUCAACGACAGAGUUUACCUCCUCUUCAAGAACAACAGAAUAUGCAACUUUAUCCAAACAAUCAGUCAUCACAAAAUGAUUCAAGACAAUUUGUUGCUCCACCACAACCUCAAUAUACUACGCUACAGGAAAAUUCUUCUGACUCAUUAAAUGAUGUUAUGGAGGAAGAGGAACCACAACAACUAUCAGAAUCGAACGAAGAAGAAGAUGUAAUUUAUAAAUUUGAUGAAGAUGAUAACAAAGGAAUACAAAUUUCCAGAAAAUCAACUUUAAAGAAAAACAAUUCAAUGAGGGUGAGAAAAUUGAAUUUAUUUAAUGAUAGUUCAAAUGAAAAUGAUUCUGAUGAUAAAAGUUCAACUACAUUAAGGAGAAAAAGACCUCCAGUAAGUCCGUAUGAAGCAAAUUUUAAUAAUUCAUAUAAAUCCGAAACAAAUGCUCCAAAUCUUGCAUCAUUUGAGGAAGAAGAAAAAGAUCAAACUAGUAAUCACCCAGAUGAAAGCACCGAAGAUGAUGCAACAAUUCAAGAAAAUGAUAGUGUGAAAACAUAUGAGAAAGAUCAAUCACAACCGCACACAAUAUAUAAACAACCAAGUAGAAACAUACUGGAAAGUCAUUCAUUUAAAAAUCUUGUUGCAAACACUGCUUUUAAUAAUUUUAGAUCACCUUCAAUUUCAAGUAAUUCAAAUUUUGCAAAUUCUCAAUUAAUGAAAACUGAUUCUCCAACUUCUUUUUAUGAAGCAAGCCAAUCUCCAAUGCCUACACCAAUAGAUAAUAAUUCUGACACUGAUGAAAGUGAAUUUAGGAGACAAGAUCAUCCAUUUUAUACAGAUGAAAAUAAUGAAAAUAAUGGUAAUUUAACUCCACCAACCGCUUCAACUUCAAAUAUAUCUCAACACAAGGAGUCAGGUAUAAAUGGUAGUAACAAGGUUAUCAAUUCAAGUCCAAAUCAUAAAUUUGAAACUGAUGAACAUGGAAAUGAUACUACAUGCAGUAUUCCUGUAGAUAUUACCGAGCCGAUUCAAGAUGUUAGUGAAGAACAGAGAGAAGCUGACAGAAGUAGAGGUGAGUUCAAUCCUAUGCCGUCUAGUCAUGAUAAUAUUCCUUCAAAUCCAUCAAGAACCCCAACUACAACAUCCUUAACAAGUGGUGAAAGAAUUCAACCAAAUUCUAUCAGUCGUAAUUCAACUAGUGGUUCAAAUACAUCAAAACCAGGAUUACCAAAAGUUUUAUCAUCUGCAUCAAUAUCUAGUCAACAACUGACUAAAAAGGAGAAAAGAUCAUCUUUUUCAGGUAAAAAUUUCUUAAAAAGGUUAUCAAAAUCUAAAAGAUCAAGUAUUAGUAAUGUAGAAGAAGAUAUACCAAUUUCAUCUGCUGCAUCUAGUAGAAGAGCUUCAUUAAACCAAAGAAUUCCAUCAUCAAGUACUAUUGGAUCUAUUGGAAAUGAUAAUAAAUUUCAAACCAAACAACAACCACAACAACCACAACCUAUUACAUUCACUAAGGAACAAAUGCAUAUUAUGAAUUGUAAUAAUGAAUUAUUAAAUGAGUUAGAAUUAAUCACAAGAGAAUUAGCAUCAUCCAUAAAAAGAGAAUUAGCAUUAGAAAAUAAAUUAAAACAACAAGAUGAUAAUCUGAGAAAUAAUAGAUCAUCACCAAUAAGUUCAGAAACAAUUGAAUUUGAAAAUUUAGAAAAAACUAAAAAAAUUGUUGAAUUACAAGAAAAAUUAAAUAAAGAAAAAAGACUUAGAUUUAUAAGUGAACAACAUGCAUUAUUACAAGAAAAUGGUAUUACACCAAGUCCAUUAAAAUUAAAUUAUGAAAAAACUGAAAUUUAUAAUCAACUUGUUUUAAAAAAUGAUGAAGUAAAUCAAUUAAAUUUGAAAAUAAGAGAAUUAGAAUCUUCAGUUGAAUCAAAAAAUCAAGAAUUUAAUACAAAUCAAGCACCACCAAAUCAUAAUCAACACCAUCAACAACAACAACAAAAUGAUUUUAAUUCAUUAGAUAAUAAUUUAAUUGAAAAAUUUCAAUUUUUAAAAUUUGAUAAUGAAGAAUUAAAAUCACAAACAAUUCAAUUAAAUGAAGAAAUUUUAGUAUUAAAACAACAAAGAGAUGAAUUAAGAGAUGUUAUAAAUAAAUUAUCAAAUCAAAAUUUUCAAGAAAUUAAAAUUUUAAAUGAUAAAAUUAAAAAUUUAGAAAUUAAAAAUCAAAAUUUGAAAAAUUUAAAUAUUCAAUUAUCUAAUAGAGGAGAACUAGUAAAUUCUUCAUUUAAUUCACAAUAUGAAAAUGAUAGUGGAGAUAAUUCUUUUUCAAAUGGAUCAUCACUGAUGAAUCAUGGUAAUGUUAGUGGUACUGGUCAUGGAUCAAAUAUGUUCAAAUUAGGUAUGAGUGGUGGUAAAUUAAAUGGAUUUACUAUUGUUUCACCAAAUAAAAAAUUCAAUGCAUAA